CAGAGGAGGAGAAUACCUGGGCUGUCGGCACAGCAGCAAAUACCGACAGCCCCACGAAAACAAAUACUCGGGGAGUGUUUGCAGUCUGCAGGCGCAGCAGACCAACUUUAGACAACACAGAUUCUUUGCUACAACUACAUUACAAGUACCAAGAUUUUACUGAGACUCGUCAAGUCUCCACAGUAAUUGACAGAAUGAGCUGCAGCAGUGUUACAGGUUCAGAAUUCUCUGAGGAGGAGCUGGAGCUUGGUGUGCUGGGACAAGGUGAGGACAUCAGAAGUCCUAAAACAUCUUUCCAAGACAGUGAGAGCUCAACCAGCAGCCCAAGUGACCCAGAGGAGGGCCAAACCAAGAAGCGCAACCGACCAGUCCGCUCAAAAGCUCGACGAAUGGCUGCCAAUGUCCGUGAGCGAAAACGCAUCAUGGACUACAACCAGGCUUUCAAUGCCCUGCGUGUUGCACUGAACCACGACCUCAGUGGCAAACGGCUCUCCAAGAUUGCCACGCUGCAGAGGGCCAUAAACCGCAUCUCUGCUCUCUCAGUAUUCCUGAGCUCCAACCCUCCUAGCAAGCCCUGCACCCACCGAGAGUGCAACAGGGCAUCUGCUGGGUCAGCUGCGAUGGGAGCAUCUCGACUUGAGCAGACCAGGGUAACAGCUCCUCGUCUGGAGCAUCAGAGUUACAUCCCCUGGCACACGUCCAUCUCUCACCAGAUGCAGCCACAACAAGGGCCUCAUGUGCACAGGCUUCCCACGGAGCCGCACGUCUACAUGGAUAACACUGUGUCAUCAUGUCCCCCAUCACCACACUAUCCUUGUUAUCCCACUGAGGGACAACUUUAUGCCUCACAUGGACACUGCAGCAGCCCCCACAACCAUCCACCCAGUCCUCUACGAUACCCUCAGGCGGGUGAGGGAUUGGGGUACCAGCCAGCGAUGUGGGCCUCCUGUACGCAGGGAUACAUGGACACUUUUGUGGAGCCUCCUCCAGCUCUGGGGCUUCCAUGGCAGGUGAGCUACAAGCAGGAGCCGGAGCGCAGCUUCUCUGUGUGCUCUGACAUACUGUAACAGGUACAUCCACCACUGUGAGCCCUGAAGACUGCUGAUAAUACCAGCGGACUGUGAAAUAAUCUCAGGGAGAAAACUGACAUGAGGUUUUUGUUUGCUUCUGCUGUUGCAAUCAACUCAGUAUUACAACAACACUCUCUUAUUGUAGAGCAGAGUCAUCUAAAUGUAACAGAUAUAAAUAAAAGUGCAAUGGCAAUCAAGACUGCAGAAUGUUGUAAAUAUUGGGAAAUGUAUUUUGAUCGUGCAUUUCAAAAUGUUAAAUUUAAAGAAUGUUCUACUGUCUGCUGUAGAUAAUUAACCCAUACAACUGUGUUUGUCUAGUUGUUUCAUUGUCAUCUGUCAUCUGUUUAAAAAACAAUAAGUAGACUAAAACACAGAUGGGACAGCCUGCAUUUGCUAUACUGUUAUGUAACUUGUUCUCACACUUUGUUUUCUUUCAAGUCAUGGAAAGUGUGUCUUAAGGAAAUGUGAUUAAGAUUUGAACCUGAAGUUCAACAUUGUUAAUGUAUUUAUUCUCUGUACUGCAUAAAAAUGAAUGGCUGUUUGUAAAAUUGUAAAAAGUUUGUACAUCAUUUUCUAAAACCUAAAAAUUAAAUGUUAAAAUGAUGCCAGUCAUGGCA
This is a messenger RNA of Lates calcarifer (barramundi perch), 1687 nucleotides long. It is a transcript of the gene bhlha9, whose product is annotated as basic helix-loop-helix family, member a9. Gene Ontology annotation, molecular function: DNA-binding transcription factor activity, RNA polymerase II-specific; protein dimerization activity; RNA polymerase II transcription regulatory region sequence-specific DNA binding. The transcript has a single exon. The record is from RefSeq and is a predicted model, not a curated record. NCBI's taxonomy places the organism in Eukaryota, Metazoa, Chordata, Actinopteri, Centropomidae. Bases 195 to 1067 code for a protein of 290 amino acids. Gene Ontology annotation, biological process: regulation of transcription by RNA polymerase II; developmental process.